GGCAAUUAUUGUCGCCAUAACGAAUAUCGUUUAUCGCUAUAAAUGGAACAUAAAAAUAAUAAAUGAAAUCAUUUCCAGAUUGAAGAAAGUAGUAACAUAUGGCUUCACUUUUUGCUCAUUCGUUUUUGACCGUUCGUUGCUAUUCAAUAUUAAAAUAAAACUUUAAAAUCAAAUGGCUACAAAAAUUGAGGACAUGCAAAAUAUUUCUAUAAAGGAAAGACCUAUAGAAUUGGAGUAUAGUAUUCAUUGGAACAAAAAGCUUGGUUCAGGAAUUAGUGGACCAGUAAGAUUAUGCACUAACAAGGAAACUGGUGUCAAAUUUGCCAUGAAGUGUCUCACUGAUUCUUCAAGAUCAAGGCAAGAGGCCAAAGUCCAUUUUAUGUGUAGUGGACAUCGUAAUGUUGUUAAUGUUGUGGAUGCUUAUGCUAACACAAUGGCAUUACCAGGGGAAACAAGACCGAUAGCAAGAAUAUUUUUGAUAAUGGAAUACAUGGAAGGUGGCGAACUAUUUGAGAAGAUCAGAAACCAUGUAUACUUUACAGAGAAAGAAGCAAGAGAGGUUGCCAAACAGAUAGGUAUUGGUCUUCAACACAUUCAUUCCUUCAAUGUGGCUCACAGAGAUUUAAAACCGGAAAACUUAUUACUGAAGGAAAAAACGGAUGCUAUUCACGUGAAGAUUUCCGAUUUUGGUUUUGCAAAAGUGGACCGAGGUGAUCUUGUUACACCUCAAUUUACUCCAUAUUAUGCUUCCCCUCAGGUACUUGAAGCUCAAAAGUACUUGCGUGCACAAAAAAGCGGUAAAUAUCCUUACUUAAAGAAGCCAUACACAUACGAUAAGGCUUGUGAUCUAUGGUCGCUGGGGGUGAUUAUUUACGUAAUGUUGUGCGGUUAUCCCCCGUUUUACUCAGAUGUUCCUAGUAAACAAAUGUCACAUGCGAUGAAACGAAAAAUUGCUUCUGGGGAAUAUGAUUUUCCUGAUAAAGAAUGGGCAAAAGUCUCUGAUCUGGCCAAAGAUUGUAUUAACAAAUUGUUGUGUGUUGAGCCGAAUCGCAGGAUGAACAUUGAUCAAUUUCUGGAUCAUUCCUGGAUUCUGAACGACAAUAUUCCAGAUACAGUUUUAUUUACUCCAAAGAUUAUAGCUGACGAGGAAGCUUUUAAAGAUGCCAUGGAUGGUCAUGCGGUUGAGUUAACAAAUAUGAGACUUGCUAUUAGACAAAUUCGGUUAAAGCCUAUCGAACAUUCAAAGAAUCCUACAUUAAUGAAAAGAAAAGCAGUUAAUUUUGCCACAAAUGAAAACUUUCUCAUGAAACAGAAACCGAAUGAAAACGAAGAGAGCUCUGAACUUUCCUUACAAGAUAAUUCAGCGUUCACUUUAAAGGCUUUAAAAUCUCUUCGAGAUAUCAUUGCUUAUUGCCUAAUGAUGAAACCGGUCCAACCAAAUCCCAUUCUUGAAAAGUUUCCUGGUGACGAAUUGACUGGUUUAGUUCUUGAUGCUUUGGAGAAAACGCAAGGCAACGAAUCCAUUCGAAAUGCCUUUAUGACGGAAUCUUGGGAUGGUGAAAAGUUUACGUCAUCUGUUAACAAGUCGAGAUUAGCGAAAGCUCUUAGUGAAAUUAUGCUGCAAGCAGAAAGAACGUCCGGUGUUUAGACCAAUAAAAUGAGAUAGAAUAGAAAUUUGUCGAAAUGGUUGGAUGUUUCAUUCCUAUUUCGACUUUAACAGGUGAGAACUUAACCUGUUUGAGUCAAAUCAUCUUAAGAAAUUGUAUAGAGUAAAUCCACAUGUAUCAAUUAACCAAGUAGGUUAUUUUUAUCCCAUAAAGUCCCAUCAAGUCUUCGUCGUAAUAAUUAGAUAUUGUCAGUAAGGUUGCCAGACACCUCACUAUAAAGGUUUGUUUGUCCGUCUGUUAUCAUUAAAAUGACAUUAAUUAAAUAUGAACUUCA
Xenia sp. Carnegie-2017 is the source of this 1941-nucleotide messenger RNA. RefSeq names its product MAP kinase-activated protein kinase 5-like. The record is from RefSeq and is a predicted model, not a curated record. Gene Ontology annotation, molecular function: calmodulin binding; mitogen-activated protein kinase binding; calcium-dependent protein serine/threonine kinase activity. Gene Ontology annotation, cellular component: nucleus; cytoplasm. The transcript has 12 exons. Gene Ontology annotation, biological process: peptidyl-serine phosphorylation; protein autophosphorylation; negative regulation of TOR signaling. NCBI's taxonomy places the organism in Eukaryota, Metazoa, Cnidaria, Anthozoa, Malacalcyonacea, Xeniidae. Bases 173 to 1648 code for a protein of 491 amino acids.